Priapulus caudatus is the source of this 3901-nucleotide messenger RNA. RefSeq names its product biotin--protein ligase-like. The transcript has 8 exons. Gene Ontology annotation, biological process: protein modification process. The coding region runs from base 1 to 1914 and encodes 637 amino acids. NCBI's taxonomy places the organism in Eukaryota, Metazoa, Priapulida, Priapulimorpha, Priapulimorphida, Priapulidae. The record is from RefSeq and is a predicted model, not a curated record. Gene Ontology annotation, cellular component: cytoplasm. Gene Ontology annotation, molecular function: biotin--[biotin carboxyl-carrier protein] ligase activity.
AUGUUUCUUGCACCGACGUUUUCUACCUGUUGGCAGUUAAGUGACAGUGCCGCGCCGCUCGCGUGGCAGGGUGGCGACCCCUAUGGGCUGCUGAUCGAACUAAGCAUCUCCGAGCUGUCAUCUCUUGGCCAGGCCUUCAUGCGGGGAUGCCUGAUGUUGGAGGAGGAGCUCGAAGUCGUCAGAAUGAUGUCUGUAUCGUUCACGGGUCAACCUCAGCAGCUGCUUCACGACUCCCAGCUCUGCUCUGCGCCAGCGAGUCGUCGUCUGCACCUCUGCCGCCGCACUGCCGAGACGACGAUGGCGCCGCCCUCUGAUGCCAGCACCAAGGGCGGGACGAGCGUCGCGCCUGCCGGCGCCCCCUACAGGGCCCCGUCUACGGCGCCGAACGUUCUCGUGUACACGGGGGCGGGCGAGGACUCCGCCCGCCGCUACCAGCUUGCACGUGGCGCCCUCUCUCUGUGCCUCAACCCCGACAGCUACGCCAUCUACCGGCUGACGUCGGAGCAGGCCCUCGGCGCGCCGUGGGUGGGUGGCGCCACCUUGCUUCUCGUCUCGUGUGACCACCUUCAGCCGGGCGUCGAGGAGACCAUGAUGCGGUAUUUUGCCACCGGGGGGCGCCUCCUCAGCGUGUGUUCGCCGCUCGAUCAGCGAUUCGUCGGCGUGCAGCCAAUGCGGAAGACGCAGCGGCGGCGGCGCGUCGUUGUCACGGCAACGACGCCCGCGGGAUGUGACGCGCGUCUGCUCUCGCAGGGUCGCUGGUAUGACACGCGAGACGUGCUGAUGCCGUCGCUAAGCGUCGAGGCCGUCGUCGCCGACAAGGACACGCAGCACACUCUGGUGGCGGAAGUGAGAAGCACGGAGACUGGCGGCUGUGCUAUGUUAUCCCAGGUGCGGCUUGACAUGGAGCCGGCAGAGGCCGGAGUCAGUGAGGACAUGUUCACAAGUCUGAAACAAGCAAACAGCGCACGCAUCGACACAGUGCGUCAUCUACUGGAGAGGAUGGGAAUGGAUUGUACGCCACACGAACAACCCUGCCUCACCCCUGCUUAUCUCUACACUAAGUCUGAGGCUGUGAAACAGAGGCUGCUCUCUGCCCUCAACCCAAGUUUGGUCAACGGCGUCCUGCAAUCAAAGGUCGUCUCCCUGCGCUUCACCUCUGACCCAACUGUGACCUCUGACCUCACCGCGACCUCGGACACCGUCACGAGCCCCGACGUCGCCGUGACCCCUGACCUCUUGCCGGUCAUUCACCGUGACCACACCGUGAUUCCGAGCAACGGCAACUGCAGCGUUUUCCACAAGGAACGCGGUGGCGGAGGCGGUCGCCACGGCGACGCGACGACGUGGGCGUUUGACGAGGUCGCCUACUUCAAGAGCCUCGACACGGAGGUCCUAGGACAGGCUGUCAUGUUCUGCGAGGUCGUGCCAACGACGAUGACCUUGUUCGACAGGUUGAUGUUUGUGACGCCGGCGGACACGGGCGUCGUGGCGAUCGCGCGGCAGCAGACGGCGGGACGCGGCCGCAGCGGCAACGCGUGGAUCAGCCCGCGCGGCUGCGCGAUGUUCUCCGCAGUCGUGCGCGUGCCGCUGAUGUCUGUGCUCGGCAAACGAACCCCGUUCCUGCAGCAUCUCAUGGCUCUCGCCAUUGUGGAGGCGGUGAGAAGCGAGCCUGGGUAUGAGUGUCCACCACCCUCACCUGAUGCAGGCUGUGGUCAGCUAGCGUCAACGGUGACACCACUUGGUGUCACCGUGACGUUAGCUGACCACGGUUUACAGCAGGUGACGGUAGAAGGACUAGACGAAUACGGCUACCUCGUCGUGCGCACGCGCCUCGGCGACACAAUCAGCGUGCAACCAGACGGCAACAGCUUUGAUAUGCUGCAUCGCGUCAUCAGCGUGAAGCCAAGCAGGUGAUGCGGAUGAGGAGUGCGCAGCAUCUGUCAGAGAAACAUCCUUGGCAGCGGCACGUCUGUGAAGCAGUGAUGAGGCGCAUACAGCAUUUGUGAUGCAGGGUCUUCUGUGAUAACAACGUCUUCGUCUGUAAUUUUUGCUCGCAGUGAUGACGCAUUGGUGACGUGAUUCAUGCUCCUUGCGAUGACGUCAUUCUUGAUUUGUUUUACUAUGAGUUACAUCAUCCAUGAUUCGUCUUCUCGCGUCAUGAUGACAUCUGUGAUUUCUGCAUGCGGCCUACAAGAUGACAUCAUCCGUGACAUCUAAUGUAGUCUAGAAGGCAAGGGACCGUAUCAGCAGCAUCCACAGUUACCCCCACAGUUUGGUCGGCUUCACUAACAAAAAACUAUGGCUCCUAAGGAAACCAAUUUCUUUCGUUAUUGUGUCCUUGUGACAGUGUAAGAGUUAGAUGUUAGGGUUGUUAAGGUAAGCUGUAGGUAUGGAAUCAACUGAGGGAUGCCAAGUGGCAGCACAAUUAAAGGGUAUACUAAUACAGGGUUAGGGUUAGGUUGUAGUCCGCAGUUACAAUGUCACAAUGUCCAAUCUGUACUACCUAUAACCAGAACAUCAUUGUAGCAAAGCCGUAGCAAAACGUUUACCAGAUGUCUAUGCCAGUACAUACACAAAUUAAUCUGUGCAAUAUAACGAAGAUAACUCGUGGAUAUAGCAGGUUUAUGCCAUAUUUGGUAGCUAGUAAAAUCGUUCAGGCAUUUUCAUGAUGGUAGUAAAAUUUCCAGUUAAUUAGUAGAGGUUCUAAAUAGUUAGUAGAACCGCCAGAAAGCUAGUAACAUUGCCAGGUAGUAUGAAUGACUGAUUGCUAGUCGAAUAUCAGGUAUAACUUUCAUUAGUGUCAGAUACGGUUAUAUUUUUAUUUUGCCACUAACAAUAGAGUCAGAAAAUAGUUUGCCAGACACAUAUUAGAAUUGCCAGAUAGCAGUAGCACCAUUGCCAGGCAGAUAGAGGAGUUGCCAGAUAGCUAGAAUUAUUGCCAGAUAGCUAGAAUCAUUGCCAAAUAGCUAGGGUGAUAGCCAGAUAAUUAUUUCAGAAUUGUCAGUCGGCUAGAGGAUCUAUCAGACCCUUGAUGUCAUUGCUGAAUCGAUAGAUGGAGAUUACGGGGAACAGCUAUGCUGACUGACGAAGCUGACACGGUCACGCCGCGGUUGCUAGUAGAGAUUCCGUUGGUUGCCGGGGCGAUGUCACACAUUCGGCGCCGCGCAUCUGUGUGUCGUGGCGGAGCGUUUGUUUUCUUCGCUCGUUCCCGGGCGCGCGGCUUACUCAAACUUUAGUCGAGAUGGAGAGCCACGUUUCUCGUAUAGAUGGCGCCAUCGUGGCAAUAGCUGAGAAACUCGGGUGGAGAUGUGUCUUGUCAUCUUUUUAGCAGUGCUUGUGUUGAGCGGAUGCCGCUCGAUCAGUAUUAUCGCCCUCGAUGAUUUGUGAGAUUGUACCGUUUUUAUCGUUAAGUAGUAUUAAGCGGCUUUAGGAGAUCACGGGACCAGUCUAGCAUGUUUACAGUCUAGAAUGCUCGGUCUGUUUUGCAUCUGCAUGAGAAUUCAACAUUUAUCCACACAAGGUGGCAGCAGGGUAUUACUCCCUGCUCUUUCUGUGGGCAUGUGCUCUGUGUUAACCUGUGGCAGUUAUGUCUUUAAUUAUGAUUACUACCAAAAGUAAGAUAAUAUUAUAAUAUAUCAUAAUAAUAUUAUAAUAUAUUAUAAUAAUUGUAAUUACUUAUUAUUCGUUAUUCAUUAGCUUACUCCUGUUUAUAUCAUUAUAAUUGCUAUAAGGCAAUUACCUUGGCAAUAUCACAAUGUUGCUUAGAACGGGUAAGAAUGUGUACUUUGUUUCUGUGACAAUCAGAGAUACAUGCAUAAUUGAUACGAAUAACUGGAACCUGUAUAUGCGUUUAAUGAUAUCAUAAUAAAGGUUAUGCAUAAUUGCAUAGAAUAAUACAACA